Molecule: messenger RNA, 474 nt
Organism: Panicum virgatum (switchgrass)
Lineage: Eukaryota; Viridiplantae; Streptophyta; Magnoliopsida; Poales; Poaceae
Exons: 1
Coding region: 1-474 (157 amino acids)
Source: RefSeq, a predicted model, not a curated record
AUGCUGCCAGGGUUUGCUUUGGACAGGCUGUACCAAGUGACCUGCGACGACAUGGCCAAAGUAUGGCGUGAGCGUAACAAGAGCGGCUCAAUCCUGGACAGUGAAAGAUCUCAUGGCCAUGGACAAGCAGGUUUGCUUAAGAGAGUUUUCGGCCUAAGCGACGAGGCUGAGAGGGAGAAGCUUGCUAUGGUGCUGUACGACAACGGUAGUAGGGAUGUACCAUUCUCGCACAAGACUCCUCGUCUACCAUUCGCGAUCAGUCUGGCACAUAAACUGGCCGAGAAACAGGAUGACAACAUCUUGAAAGUGGUGCUUCAGGUGUGGAUUGAGAUUCUAUUCUACGCGGCCAACCGCUGCAGCGGGGAGUCCCAUGCGAAGAAGAUCAGCAGCGGCGCCGAGUUGACGACCAUCCUGUGGCUCAUGGCUGAAAACUUCCACCACUAUCUGCGCAUACAGCAUGUAGCAACAAGCUAG